Trichoderma harzianum CBS 226.95 is the source of this 525-nucleotide messenger RNA. RefSeq lists its product as hypothetical. The coding region runs from base 90 to 371 and encodes 93 amino acids. The transcript has a single exon. NCBI's taxonomy places the organism in Eukaryota, Fungi, Ascomycota, Sordariomycetes, Hypocreales, Hypocreaceae. The record is from RefSeq and is a predicted model, not a curated record.
AUAUGGGGGAAGGGAAAAGUACAUGUAGCAGGAGGGAAUUGAUAUAGCCGGAUCACAGUCUAUGCGGUGUCCCGUGUCUGGUGUUUUUGAUGAAGUGUUCCUCCGCCCGCCUUGACCCUGUUCUGUUGCGGCUCUUCUCUCUCUUCUCUCCAUCCCUCUUUUGUUUUAUCCGUCUCUCUCACUCAUUUCACUUUCGCUUUCCGCUGGGCUCCAUCUACGAUCCACCCUCCUUGGUUGUUUUCUUGCCCUGUAAUACGACUCUAAAUCUGGAUCUGACGUCCCACGGACCGUCUGUGCGACCGCCUCCCUCGAGUUUGACCUGCGCCCAAUCCAAUCCACUCCAUACAUACGAACCUCGCCCAGAAUUUUAGGAGACUUUUCUUUUUUUGUUUUCAUCCUUUUGCAUAUUCAAUUAUUUUGUCUUUCCACUGAGCUUAUCGUGACGCAAAAUUGACUCUACGAUUGCAACGACGGGCAUUGGAGCUGCUGCAUACAGAUACGACAUACAAACAAAAAUAGACAAGG